CUUUUAUGACCUCUUCAGUAAGGAACAGUGGAACAGCAACUGAAGCAACCUUUGAGACAAGACCCUACAAAUUGCACAAACUUGAGACGCCCCCAAACAGCACGACGUCAUGCACUCGGGACGAAGCCCUCACUUUUUAUACGCAGAUGCAGAUGAUCAGGAGAAUGGAGAGUGCUGCUAGCAACCUCUACAAGGAAAAGGCUAUUCGUGGAUUUUGCCAUUUGUACAGUGGCCAAGAAGCUAUUUGUGUUGGUAUCAAGGGAGCUCUGAGGGCACAAGACUCUGUCAUCACUGCCUACCGAGACCAUGGAUGGGCGUACGUCAUGGGUUGCAGCGUCACAAGUAUCAUGGCAGAAUUGACGGGAAGGACACAAGGAAUGGCCAGAGGCAAAGGAGGUUCCAUGCAUAUGUACGCUAAGAACUUCUACGGUUGUAAUGGUAUUGUAGGUGCCCAGGUGCCUGUAGGUGCCGGCAUCGCCCUCGCUAACAAGUACUUGGAGAACAAUGGUAUCAAUGUCAGUCUUUAUGGUGAUGGAGCUGCCAAUCAGGGCCAGCUUUUUGAAGCAUACAACAUAGCCAAGCUGAUGAAUUUGCCAGCCGUUAUUUGUGAGAAUAAUGGUUAUGGCAUGGGUACUAGUGUUGACCGAGCCUCAGCCUCAACCAACUACUACACUCGUGGAGACUACGUGCCUGGAAUAUGGAUUGAUGGUAUGGAUGUACUGAGUGUGCAAGGAGGCAUCCAGUCUACAUGCGUAGAGCAUUCUUCUGGAAAAGGAACCCUUUAG
This is a messenger RNA of Penaeus vannamei (Pacific white shrimp), 785 nucleotides long. Lineage: Eukaryota; Metazoa; Arthropoda; Malacostraca; Decapoda; Penaeidae. The record is from RefSeq and is a predicted model, not a curated record.